AUGUCUGCUAGUUUAGUUUUAUCACAAUUCGAGGCGCUUGCAGCCCGGACGGAGUCGAUGUUGUUGAAGCUUACAGGUAGGAAGAUUCGACCAACAAGGGACCAGCGGAAUGAGUUUCGGAAACUACGCGGGAGAAUGGAUUCAUCCUGGGCAGCUCUGAAUGCAGCGAUUGCAAAGCUAAAUCACUGUGGGAACGAAGACAUCGCCAUCGCAAAUCAAAUUCGAGAUACAAAAAACUAUCAAUCAAUAACCUCACCUAUCUUGAUGAAUCUCAGGAGGAACCUUGAGCUUAUCUACAUCGGUCCCAAGGACUCUGAUUUGGAUUCUGAGCAAGUCAAAACAAGAAAGAGACACACUCGUACAAGAUGUGGGGUGCUUCGGUCCCAGCAUCCUCACGUUAUUCUUAUGUGGGCAAUGGCCCUUCCGCCGUCGAGUUGGAAGACGUCUGGAGGCAUGCCAGACGGCACGUUCGAUUUCGUAAUUGACGAUACGUACACCGAGCGGAUACCUUUACUAUCUCCUGAUAUACUCCAAACGCUGCAAUCUCUAGAAAAAGAGGAGCCUUUGAAUUCGUGUGAUAUGUUUCGAGAAUUAGUUUCAAGCUUGUCGGAAUCUGCGCUCGCCAACCAGAGAGAAACCCUCAACCCUUUCGGAAAAAGAGGGCACGGGGUCGAAAGCUCAGCAUCUCCAGUAGCAUCAAACAGGGAGCAGCAAUUUCAAGGGGUCGACUACAGGCCAUGUAAUUCCAGAAUAAAUCAACUUCCAAGCCUGCGAGAUAUGGGGUUUGUUGCACCAGUUUAUUCGACAUAUCAAACAUGCGAUCGUAACGGGAACGGCUCGCACACCGAACGUGGUAGACCGUUUAGCGACGGGAACCAACCACAAGUUCGCGACCACACACAUCAAACCUCAAUGACCGACAAUCGAGAGGGGUACAUAUACACGAACGCACCAGCGAGUAGUAUCGCUGCACUACCCGAGCCCUUUAAAACAGCAGUCCAGAAUAGCAAACUUUGGAUACAGGAAAGGCGCCAAGGUCUAGAGAAGACAGGGUGUUUAGCUACGCUGUUCCCAAAAGAUGACACUCAGGAUAUCUCCUUCACGAUCUCGUGUGCUAGUGAGGAUGGAUACCAUCUCAACAGCAUCUAUGGAAUGGAAGUUACAAUGUCAUUCUAG
Molecule: messenger RNA, 1176 nt
Organism: Histoplasma mississippiense
Lineage: Eukaryota; Fungi; Ascomycota; Eurotiomycetes; Onygenales; Ajellomycetaceae
Exons: 3
Coding region: 1-1176 (391 amino acids)
Source: RefSeq, a predicted model, not a curated record